Molecule: messenger RNA, 1560 nt
Organism: Aspergillus oryzae RIB40
Lineage: Eukaryota; Fungi; Ascomycota; Eurotiomycetes; Eurotiales; Aspergillaceae
Product: MFS transporter
Exons: 2
Coding region: 1-1560 (519 amino acids)
Biological process (GO): transmembrane transport
Cellular component (GO): membrane
Molecular function (GO): transmembrane transporter activity
Source: RefSeq, a predicted model, not a curated record
AUGGAAUCCGCCGACUGUAAGGAAUCAAACUCAAGCGCCACAACCAUGACGGAGAAGGAGCCCGGACGUGAACAGCCGGACCUGGAGCAGGGCAAGACACAGAUGGCAGAAACAUCUCACCUCUACCCUGAAACAGACCUCGACCGCGGAGUUGUGGGAUGGGAAGGACAAGAUGAUCCUGCGAAUCCGCUCAACUUCGCCCCCGGCAAGAAAUGGGCUCUACUGGGGCUCAUCAGCGCAUUUACCUUCGUUAGUCCGCUUGCGUCGAGCAUGUUCUCCCCAGCCGUCAGCUAUAUGGCUGCCGACUUCAAAGAAACCGAUGAAACGAUCAUUUCAUUUACCGUCAGCAUCUACCUUCUGGGUUAUGUGUUCGGUCCCCUAGUUCUAGCCCCGCUAAGUGAGAUCUACGGACGACGGAUCGUCCUCAGCAUAUCGAACUGGUUCUUUGUCGUCUGGCAAAUUGGAUGUGCGCUCGCCCCGAAUAUUGCAUCUUUGAUCGUGUUUCGGCUCUUCGCAGGGGUCGGAGGAUCAGCAUGCCUAACGUUAGGUGCGGGGGUCAUCGCAGAUCUCUUUGAGCCCCAGCAACGAGGAAAGGCAACAUCCAUUUGGGGGGUGGGACCUCUGAUCGGUCCGGUCGCGGGUCCCAUAGCCGGAGGCUUUCUCGGUGAAGAAGUCGGCUGGCGGUGGGUGUUUUGGGUGCUGUUGAUUGUGGGAGGGGCUACGGCAUUGGGAAUUGAGAUCCUCAACCGGGAGACGUACGCCCCCGUCAUCAUCCGGCGGAAAACCGCCAAGCUAUCCAAGGAGCUGGGGCGAACGGACCUACGCAGCGCAUACGAGCUCAAUAGAGGGCAAGCCUCCACAGGUCAAUUUCUGAAACAAAGUCUGGUGCGGCCUAUGUUGCUGUUAGUCAAGUCGCCAAUUGUGUUACUGCUGUCGACGUAUAUGUCUCUCAUCUAUGGCCUUCUCUAUCUGUUCUUCACGACCAUUUCGAGCGUCUUCACGGAACAGUAUGGGUUCUCAACCGGCCUGUCUGGCUUGGCUUAUUUGGGUAUCGGUGUCGGCUUUAUGCUUGGUCUUGUCUUUGUAGCGGGCACGAACGACCGGAUCAUGCUGAAGCUCGCAGCUCGAAAUGGAGGCAAGACUGAGCCGGAGAUGCGACUCCCCUUGAUGAUCAUCUUCUCCUGUAUCCUGCCUAUCAGCUUCUUCUGGUAUGGCUGGACGGCCGACAAGCAUGUCCACUGGAUUGUACCCAUUAUUGGAAUGGCACCGUUUGGCAUCGGAAUGAUGGGUGUUUAUCUUCCUAUCCAGACAUACAUCAUCGAUUCCUAUCCCGCCUACGCCGCAUCAGCGAACGCAACCUUGACGGCGACACGAUCUCUCGUGGGUGCAUUGCUUCCCUUGGCCGGACCGUCGAUGUUCGAAGCGCUUGGCCUUGGCUGGGGGAAUUCCCUCCUCGGAUUUCUGGCACUGGCUUUCGUUCCGAUCCCUAUCGUGUUUACCAAGUGGGGCAAGCUCAUCAGAGAGAAAUACCCCGUAAAUUUCGACAAGGCCAACGCUUGA